This is a messenger RNA of Hemiscyllium ocellatum (epaulette shark), 4420 nucleotides long. RefSeq names its product tyrosine-protein kinase HCK-like. Bases 236 to 1750 code for a protein of 504 amino acids. Gene Ontology annotation, molecular function: non-membrane spanning protein tyrosine kinase activity; ATP binding; signaling receptor binding. The record is from RefSeq and is a predicted model, not a curated record. Gene Ontology annotation, cellular component: extrinsic component of cytoplasmic side of plasma membrane. The transcript is spliced from 13 exons. Lineage: Eukaryota; Metazoa; Chordata; Chondrichthyes; Orectolobiformes; Hemiscylliidae. Gene Ontology annotation, biological process: cell differentiation; innate immune response; protein phosphorylation.
AGUCAAGCCGAGUAAACUGCUUCACAAGCUCAACCACAUACCAGGAAAUAGGUCACGAAAUGUACGAAGUGACCAGGCAACUAUUGGAAAUCUCCAGCUGAGAGUAACUAUGGAACUUUACGUUGCUGUGUGGUGAUCAAGGCAAAAAAAAGCAUCCAACCAUUUUAUUUUCUCUGGAAGAUUUUUUUGCUGAGAGUUGAUAAAGUGAUUCCCAAGAAUAAAAUAAUUAAGAAACAUGGGUUGUGCAAAAUCGAAGGAUUCUUCCAGCCAGGAGGAGAAGAGCUUGAAUGAUCCAGUACGUAAAUCUAACACUGCUCUUUAUGUGAAAGAUCCCACAUCGAACUCUCAUGCGACAAACACAAAUAGCUUCCCAUCUGCACAGUUUUCUUCGGGAGGAAGUGAUGACCUGGUGGUGGUUGCACUGUAUGAUUAUGAAGGCAUACAUGAAGGAGACUUGAGUUUUAAGAAGGGAGAAAAAGUGAAGGUGCUCUCAGAGCAAGGAGAAUGGUGGCAGGGAAGAUCUUUGACAACAAAUCAAGAAGGUUAUAUACCCAGUAACUAUUUUGCAAAAGAUAACUCAUUGGAAAUGGAGGAAUGGUUCUUCAAAGGUGUCAGUAGAAAGGAUGCAGAGAGACAGCUUUUGGCAUCCGGAAAUAAAGUUGGCUCGUUUAUGAUACGAGACAGUGAAACAACCAAAGGUAGCUAUUCUCUCUCUGUUCGAGAUUUUGACCCUUCGUUGGGUGACACUGUGAAGCAUUACAAAAUACGUACUCUGGACAAUGGUGGCUUUUACAUCUCACCUCGGAUAACAUUCACCACUUUAAACAACCUGGUCAGCCAUUAUAAAAAGCAAGGGGACGGAUUGUGUCAGAAACUUACAAAACCUUGCAUCAGCGAAAAGCCUCAGAAACCAUGGGAAAAAGAUGCCUGGGAAAUUCCAAGAGAUUCCCUCAGAUUGGAUAAAAAGCUUGGGGCUGGGCAAUUUGGAGAAGUAUGGUUGGCUACAUAUAACAACCAUACCAAAGUCGCUGUGAAAACUAUGAAACCGGGCAGCAUGUCUGUGGAUGCCUUCCUCAUGGAAGCUAACCUCAUGAAGUCUCUUCAGCAUGAUAAGCUGGUACGGCUUAAUGCUGUGGUAACAAAGGAAGAACCGAUAUACAUCAUUACAGAAUACAUGGCCAAAGGGAGUUUAUUAGAUUUCUUGAAGAGUGAUGAAGGGAACAGAUUGCAGUUGCCCAAGCUGAUUGAUUUUUCAGCACAAAUUGCAGAAGGAAUGGCUUACAUUGAAUCCAAGAACUACAUACACAGAGAUUUGAGGGCUGCUAACAUCUUGGUGUCUCAUGCAUUGGUUUGCAAGAUAGCUGACUUUGGCCUAGCCAGGAUAAUUGAAGAUAACGAAUAUACAGCCAGAGAAGGUGCCAAAUUUCCGAUUAAAUGGACGGCGCCUGAAGCUAUCAAUUUCGGGUCAUUUACAAUCAAAUCUGAUGUAUGGUCCUUUGGAAUUCUUCUCAUGGAAACCAUCACAUAUGGCCGGACCCCUUACCCAGGAAUGUCAAACCCAGAUGUGAUACGUUCAUUAGAGCAUGGAUAUCGGAUGCCCCGUCCAGAAGUGUGUCCAACAGAGCUCUAUGACAUCAUGAUGAAAUGCUGGAAGAACAAAGCAGAAGAGCGUCCAACUUUUGAAUACUUACAAAGUGUGCUAGAAGACUUUUUUACAGCAACGGAGAGCCAGUACCAGCAGCAGCCAUAACAAAGUGCCAAAUAUAUAGGGACGAUCACAGGAGGGGAAGAGUAAUUCAGGCAACAAUUUUAAAUUUAACUGUUUAAGACCUGCACUUGCAGUUUUUUGCACCUUGUCCAAUAAAAAUAAUUUUCAACAUUCUUGAUCAUAAAUAACUGUUUUUCAUGCUAUGUAUUUUCAGUAAAUCUUUGAAAAUGUGAGCAAUCCUUCUGCACAUGAUAUAAAAUGUUCAUCAGUCCUUAAAUGACUGAAUAAUGUUUAUUUUUUUCUGGAACAAUGUUUAAAGUAAUAUUGGUAAUGUAUUUUCAUUGACAUCACAGUUUAUCUUUUUUUAAUUGUGCACUAUUUUUAUACUGAAAGUAGCACUCAGUGGAGCCUUGUCUUACAACCUUUUUUUUUCUACAGCAAUGUUGUGUUUACAUGCUUCACAAAUCGAAGUUGAUCUAAAUUGUUUCAAUCCUGGACGGGCUCUUAUGACACAGGUUUCCCAAAGCACAAAUAGUUCAUAUAAAGGGAGCAAUUUUAGGAAAUAUGUUAAUAUAGUUGUACAGUGUCUCAAAAUAACUUGAUACAUUGAUCCCAGCACUUGCAAAGAGGGGAAGCAACAAAGUUCUUCAAUAAUAUUUUCUAAGACUAAAUGCUACUAAGAUGACAAUUAUCAAUUAAACUGAGUAUCCUAUUUCAUAUUAACUAAUAUAAUCCUUGGCUAGUCUUGCUUUGAACUGUGAGUGAGCAAUGUGUGGAGUUGUAUCCUCUGAUCUCUUUCAUUCCUUUUUAAAGGGCUCAUUUGUUGUCGAGAUCAAGUCAAAGUUGACUUAGUCAAACAAUGGCAAAAAUGUGAACAAACUUACAUGACCGCUUCUUUAUGUGAAUUCUCCACUGUUGACUUUCAGGGUAAUUUGGAAAUGAGCAGAUUCAUGAGGAAUGAUAAACUAUUGAGGCAAAAUCUUAAAACUAAUUCAAAUCUCUGAAAUCAAAACUAAAUCCAUUAUUUUCAUUGAUCUCUUUUAUUCUUGGAAUAUUUUGUCUAAAGUUUUUUUUUAAUCAAGUGUGAAAAUAAUUUGUGUGCUGGAUUAGUAAGUUUCAUUGGCCAAAGUCUAUAAGAACUUUCAUUAAUAAUGAACUGGAGUUUGAAGAUUUAUAAAGAAUGCAUCAUUUCUCUCUGGAUUGAAAUGGUUUCAGAACUAAAGUACUGUGACUUCAGAAAUGUUGUCAUUCAUAGUGUAUAUUUGUAUUAAUGCUUGAGGUGUGAAAUAAAGUGCCUUAAUCUUACUAGUUCUGAAAUUUGUCAGACUACAUCUGUGAAAUUGACGGUGAGUCAACAAGUUGACUUAUCAAACAUACCAAUUUAACUUUUGUCUUUAUAAAUUAUACAGCAAAUUUCUGAGUAAAUUUUAAUCUGCAAGUUUGCUAACAAUUGCUAAUGGCAGACAGAAUAACUAAUUUGUAUCUUUCAGUUAUCCUCCAGUCUUUGCACAUAAGCAAUGCUUUUGCAACCAAGCACUCCCAUCAGAUCAAAUACUGAACAACUUGGGAAUUCAGAGUUGGACAUGCAUAAUUUCCUAAAACAUGCUCCCAAUCUAGAAGUAGCAGAUCAUAGAAUCACCUUUCCAGUGCAACAAGGAAGUCUCAACUUCCCUGUCUUGUUCUUGGCAUUAUACACUUAUUUGCAGAUGUUUUUAAAAAGGAUAUUAAAACUAAAACAUCUGUAAGAAUGUGUUGAGUCUUCACUUUGAGUCUAUUCAAUUCAUUUUAGAUAUCUAAUUUUAUUUAAAUGUCUCUAAGGCUAAAACUAAUUUGUUCCCCUCCUUUUAAAGAUGUCCAAUAUUAAAUGAGAAAUGUCCUCAUUUCAGACAAAAUAUGUGUGGUAUACAUUGAUCAAAGUCACUUAUCUACAUUUACAGAUUAUUGGCUACUUCAAUCCAUAGGAUCAACAGACUGCAUAAAUUGAAGGAUGCUACCACCAUUCCUCUCUUCUACACUUAGGUCUAAGGGCAUACUUGAUCUAAACUCUUAGAGGAUCAGCUGCUAGUGUGUCUUAACAAAAUGGUUCUAUCUUUUGCAAGAUCUAGAGAAGUUGCAUUAGUUUGUUAUAAACUGUUACUAAGAGUGAGGAGACCUGUGGAUAUCGGUUAACUGGAUGCUAUCUCUUAGCUAGAAGCCAGAAUGUGACCACAGACUGGAUGAAGCAUUUUCUCCGUUCCAUUACAAUGCUCAGCAGAUUCUACUUUGGUAUAAUGUGUACAGUUUCUAUAACAUUCCAACACUUGAACUAUCUGAAACUAACUUGAGAUUCUGAAGAGUUUGUGACAAUUUUCUACGUUUAAAAAAUUAUUCCUUCUUUGAUUUACAAUGAGAAUUUUGAAAUAGCUGUUCAGAGAAAUGCAUAGCUCUUUUCAACUCCUGUGCUUCGAGUUGCAGAAGGAAAUGGUAAAUCUCCAAUGAUUAUAACAUCUGCACUUCAGAGUUGUAGCCUUGAAUCUUGUGCAUGUUGUGCUUUGUAAUCUAUGAUUUGGUUUUGCUCAACCAUCCCUAAAAUUAGUGGAACCACAUGUCAUUUUCAAUUAAGUGCUACAAUAAAGCUUUCCAUCCACAAUAAAUGGAACACUCCAUAUAAUACCCACCCAUGCCACCACUCCCCUCCACAAAAAUAGUCCAAUCUCAGUAAUGGUAGUGGUG